UGACAUUGAAAUAACCUCUUCAUGAAGUUCGAUUGUAACUUUAUCAGCACAAAUAGUAUAAUUUAUUUAAUAUUUUGUAUAAUUACUAGAGUUACAAGUAUGACGACUAUCAAAGUGGCAAAUGAACAAGAAAUCAUUAAAAAACUAUCCUCGUAUGUAGAGAAAAUUUCAAAUGAUGCCAUUCAUAAUCGCGGAAAGUUCUUCGUCGGUUUAUCCGGUGGUUCAGUUUUGAAAUAUUUAUGUGAAGGACUACCCCAGGUGAACACAGAUUGGUCGAAAUGGGUGCUAGCAUUUUGUGAUGAAAGAGUUGUACCAGAGGACAGUGAAGAUUCAACCUUUGGUGUAUACAAAAGAGGAUUGAUUCCUAGAACCAUGUUAAAUGAAAGUCAAUUUAUUACUAUUAAACAGGGAGUUAGUGCUGCAGAAGCGGCCAAAGAUUACACUGAGAAACUCACAGAAGCAUUUGGCAGUGACAACUACCAGUUUGACUUGCUCCUCCUAGGAAUGGGCCCAGAUGGUCAUACAUGCUCUCUCUUUCCAAACCAUCCUCUCCUGAAUGAGACCACUUUGAAAGUGGCGUCUAUCACUGAUUCACCAAAACCUCCACCAGCAAGAAUAACUUUAACAUACCCAGUUAUAAAUAAUGCAAGGAAUUGUAUUUAUGCUGUGAGUGGUGCGGGUAAAGCCGAUAUGGUAAAACGAAUAUUAAAAGACAGGGAAGAUUUGCCAGCCGCACGGGUGAAGCCAACGCAUGGAUCUGUGUAUUGGAUUGUCGACGCGGCCGCCGCUACUCAUUUAUAAUAAUACAUCUAUUUGAAUAUUAUCUGAUCAAUUCCUUAGCUUUUUGUACCUUUUUUUAACAUUCCUAUGUUAUCUAGGUACCUCUGUAAGUCUAACAAAUUUGGUAUUGUUACUCUUAAGCAUUGGGAAGUGCCUUAAUAUUAAUAAGUAAGAAUUUAAGAUUUCUUGUACUAGCUUUGUGAUUUGUGGUGACAAUUCAGGUUAAAAGGUUUGGUGUUGCACAAUGGUAAAUAAUUUACAUUCCUGUUGAAUAAAUAUUUUGUUUAAAA
Zerene cesonia (dogface butterfly) is the source of this 1070-nucleotide messenger RNA. It is a transcript of the gene 6pgl, whose product is annotated as 6-phosphogluconolactonase. Gene Ontology annotation, molecular function: 6-phosphogluconolactonase activity. Bases 22 to 801 code for a protein of 259 amino acids. The record is from RefSeq and is a predicted model, not a curated record. Lineage: Eukaryota; Metazoa; Arthropoda; Insecta; Lepidoptera; Pieridae. Gene Ontology annotation, biological process: carbohydrate metabolic process; pentose-phosphate shunt. The transcript is spliced from 4 exons.